AUGGGUAAGGAGAAGGCUCAUAUCAACAUCGUCGUUAUCGGCCACGUCGAUUCCGGCAAGUCCACCACUACCGGUCACUUGAUCUACAAGUGCGGUGGUAUCGACAAGCGUACCAUCGAGAAGUUCGAGAAGGAAGCCGCCGAGCUCGGUAAGGGUUCCUUCAAGUACGCCUGGGUUCUUGACAAGCUCAAGGCCGAGCGUGAGCGUGGUAUCACCAUCGAUAUCGCUCUCUGGAAGUUCGAGACCAACGAGUACAAUGUCACCGUCAUUGACGCUCCCGGUCACCGUGAUUUCAUCAAGAACAUGAUUACUGGUACCUCGCAGGCUGACUGCGCUAUCCUCAUCAUUGCCGCUGGUACUGGUGAGUUCGAGGCUGGUAUCUCCAAGGAUGGCCAGACCCGUGAGCACGCUCUGCUCGCUUUCACCCUCGGUGUCAAGCAGCUCAUCGUUGCCAUCAACAAGAUGGACACUGCCAAGUGGUCCGAGGCCCGUUACAAGGAGAUCAUCAAGGAGACCUCCAACUUCAUCAAGAAGGUUGGCUACAACCCCAAGGAGGUUCCCUUCGUCCCCAUCUCCGGUUUCAACGGUGACAACAUGUUGGAGGAGACCACCAACGCCUCCUGGUACAAGGGCUGGGAGAAGGAGGUCAAGGGUGUCAAGAAGGAGGGCAAGACCCUCUUCCAGGCCAUUGACGCCAUCAACCCCCCUAGCCGUCCCACCGACAAGCCCCUCCGUCUUCCCCUCCAGGAUGUCUACAAGAUCGGUGGUAUUGGCACAGUGCCCGUCGGCCGUAUCGAGACCGGUACCAUCAAGCCCGGUAUGGUCGUUACCUUCGCUCCCUCCAACGUCACCACUGAGGUCAAGUCCGUCGAGAUGCACCACCAGCAGCUUCCCGAGGGUUUCCCCGGUGACAACGUUGGUUUCAACGUGAAGAACGUUUCCGUCAAGGAAAUCCGCCGUGGUAACGUUGCCGGUGACUCCAAGAACGACCCUCCCCAGGGUGCUGCUUCUUUCAACGCCCAGGUCAUCGUCCUCAACCACCCUGGUCAGAUCGGUGCCGGUUACGCUCCCGUUCUGGACUGCCACACCGCCCACAUUGCUUGCAAGUUCUCUGAGCUUCUUGAGAAGAUUGACCGCCGUACUGGUAAGUCGGUUGAGUCGUCUCCCAAGUUCGUCAAGUCCGGUGACGCUGCCAUCGUCAAGAUGAUUCCCUCCAAGCCCAUGUGCGUUGAGGCUUUCACUGACUACCCUCCCCUGGGUCGUUUCGCCGUCCGUGACAUGCGUCAGACCGUCGCUGUCGGUGUCAUCAAGUCCGUUGAGAAGACCACUGGUGGUACUGGCAAGGUCACCAAGUCCGCCGCCAAGGCUGGCAAGAAAUAA
Molecule: messenger RNA, 1380 nt
Organism: Pestalotiopsis fici W106-1
Lineage: Eukaryota; Fungi; Ascomycota; Sordariomycetes; Amphisphaeriales; Sporocadaceae
Product: Elongation factor 1-alpha
Exons: 4
Coding region: 1-1380 (459 amino acids)
Biological process (GO): translational elongation; translation
Molecular function (GO): translation elongation factor activity; GTP binding; GTPase activity
Source: RefSeq, a predicted model, not a curated record